Molecule: messenger RNA, 911 nt
Organism: Hordeum vulgare subsp. vulgare (domesticated barley)
Lineage: Eukaryota; Viridiplantae; Streptophyta; Magnoliopsida; Poales; Poaceae
Exons: 1
Coding region: 74-670 (198 amino acids)
Source: RefSeq, a predicted model, not a curated record
AUGUAAGCACCUUGCAUCUCAACACGUAGUACCAUCUCUCUCUCUCGAUCGAUAGGUCCCAUUCCCACCCAAGAUGCAGCAGCUCUCGGCAGCCUGCCGUGUCCUCCCCCUUGUCCUCGUAGUGCUGCUCCUCUCAGCCACCGGCGCCGCACCGGUCGGUGGCGACACGGCGGCAUUGACGUCGGCGGCCGGCGGCAACCCCUCAGCGCCGACGUCGGCGGUGGACGAGACCAUAGAGACGUACCUCUGCCACAUCUGCCUCGGCCGCGACCUGUUGAACAGGAGGCUCUGCCCCACCUACUGGCCCAACUGCCACGCCCUCUGCGACCCGCACCCGCCGCCCGCCCCCGGGUCUCCUGCAUUGCCGGCCCUCCCCAACCGCGAUGACCCGUGCUACGUCGUGAAGAUAUACAACAACAACACCCACGCCAUCGUCCAGUACCUGGACUGCAAGCUGACCCGCUGGUGCUCCCUCACUUGUGGCGGAGGCGACGACGUGGGAGCCAUGGGUGCUGCCGCGACCUCCCCCGUGCCAGCAGCUCCGCCGUCCCUUCAGCUUCAGGGUAUGCCGCCGCCGCGCGUCGCGGAAAUGAGGGUGUGCAACUCGCAGGGAACGGCUCGGGGUCGACCUGUCCCCGGUGGCGCGCGCGCACGCUCUCGGCUCGGAUGAAUGCGCAUAUCUGCAUGUGUUGUGAUCCCACGAUUGUUCUCCAAGUUUAUAUUUUUCCUUUUUUGAAAGAUCAAGUUUACAUCUUCGACAGGCAAAAUAAUACUAGUAGUAGUACCAGCUUAAAGAUGUGGCAUCAAAAUGGUAGGGAAUAAUAACGGAGCACCGUGCUCUGUUCAUACGCGCCUCCCAUGGUUUUAUAUGUAACGAACGCUUUCGAAUUUAAACGGACCUCGCUUGCUAA